Messenger RNA from Rhincodon typus (whale shark), 3029 nucleotides. RefSeq names its product amphiphysin (gene amph). Gene Ontology annotation, molecular function: phospholipid binding; protein binding. Bases 1 to 2031 code for a protein of 676 amino acids. Gene Ontology annotation, biological process: synaptic vesicle endocytosis. NCBI's taxonomy places the organism in Eukaryota, Metazoa, Chordata, Chondrichthyes, Orectolobiformes, Rhincodontidae. The record is from RefSeq and is a predicted model, not a curated record. Gene Ontology annotation, cellular component: cytoplasm; synaptic vesicle; plasma membrane. The transcript is spliced from 22 exons.
AUGGCGGACAACAUCAAAACAGGAGUCUUCGCUAAAAACGUUCAGAAACGGCUGAACAGGGCCCAGGAAAAGGCAGAAGGCAGUCGAUUACAAAGGGAGCUACGAGGCUAUCUCACUGCAGUGAAAGGGAUGCAGGAAGCCUCCACGAAGCUAACAGAGUCACUACAUGAGGUCUAUGAGCCUGACUGGUAUGGCAGGGAUGACAUUAAAGCUGUAGGACAGAGUUGUGAUUUGCUGUGGGCAGACUUUCACCAAAAACUGGUGGAUCAAGCCUUGUUAACACUGGACACAUACCUCGGCCAGUUUCCUGAUAUAAAGACUCGAAUUGCAAAACGCAGCAGAAAGCUCGUUGACUAUGACUGUGCACGACAUCACUUAGAAUCUUUGCAACAUUCAAAGCGAAGGGACGAUAGUAAGCUCACCAAGGCAGAAGAGGAGUUUCAAAAAGCUCAGAAAGUGUUUGAGGAACUAAAUACUGACCUACAGGAUGAGUUACCAUCAUUGUGGUCAAGCCGAAUUGGUUUCUAUGUCAGCACCUUCAGAAACAUCAGCUGUAUAGAGUCAAAAUUUCACAAGGAGAUUGCAGUGCUGUUUCACAAACUCUAUGAAAUUAUGAGUAAACUCGGAGAGCAGCAUGCUGACAAAGCAUUUAGUAUCCAAGGUGCACCAAGUGACUCGGGCCCAUUGAGAAUUUCCAAGACCCCAACACCACCAGAAGAACCAUCUCCACCCAGUAGCCCAGUGACCAGUCCUAACCAUAGUUUAGCACCUUUAGCAGCAUCACCAGCUCAUACUCCGAAUCGUCUCAAGUCACCAUCUCAGCUCAGAAAAGGCCCUCCAGUUCCACCACCUCCGAAACUCACCCCAACAAAGGAGCUGCACCAGGAAAACAUUAUCAACUUCUUUGAGGACAACUUUGUUCCUGAGAUCAAUGUCACCAGCCCAUCACAGCCAGAACAACCUGGUGCUCAACCAGUGGAAUCACUACUUGACUUGGACUUUGAUCCUUUCAAACCAGACCAGUCCACUCCAAUUACAAGAAGUCAGUCACCGCUUGCUCAGACCCUGCCUUGGGAUCUGUGGGAGGCAAGUGCGGAACUGGUUCAACCUAUGCCCAGUGCUGCUUUUAAUGGAUUCACACAGUUGGAUGUUAACAUCACUGAGGGAGCCACGGAGCUGUCAAAUCAAAGCGUGUUUGAUACAGUGAUCAAUGCAGAAUCCUCUCUUGCUGAAAAGCCCAAGGCCCCAGCAGCAGGUACUGAGCUACCCCAGGAUGCUCUCUCUGCUGUGCCCAGUGUCACUGCUGCAGAGGAGGUUGUGGUUGACUGCAGACUGAUUUCACUCACAGAAAUUAAGGAGCCUGAGGUGCAGAAGCCAGCUGAUAGUGCUGAGACUGAUAGCACUGAGGAGACUAAGGAGCCUGAGAUGCAGGAGCCAGUCAUAAAUGCUGAGAUUGAAAGCACUGAGAAUGUGACACCUGAGGCAGAGACUGAACAAGAUAAGGCAGUUUCUGAAGACUUGGAGCCUUCUCAGGUUUCAGUUCCUUCGGUUGUUGUUGAGCCUGCAUCCAACAAUGAAGGUGAAGAUGAUCCAGGCCAAGCAGAGAAUGAAACUCAGGAUGUGCAAGAAGUGGAGAAGAAUGCGGUUGCAGAUGUGAAAACAUCUCCGACAACCAAUGCACCAAAACAGACUGAAGAAAUGAGUUCAGAGAGCACUGGGAAAGAUGACAGUGCAGAAAAUGCCAGUGCCCCUCAGCAACAGAGUGCAGCUGAGGAUGAGGUUUCUGUCUCACAGAGCAUGCCUCCAGGGUUCAUGUACAAGGUUCAAGCACUCCAUAACUUUGAAGCUGCUAAUGCAGAUGAACUUAGCUUGCAGCGUGGAGACAUUGUGCUGGUGGUUCCAUCUGAGUUAAUAGAAGAUCAGGAUGCUGGAUGGCUCACAGGCAUAAGGGAGUCAGAUUGGUUACAGAAUGGUGCUGCCAAUGCCUUGAAAGGAUUAUUUCCCAAGAACUUCACUCAGCAACUGGAGUAGACUUCAGCCAUUCAGUCUGUCUGUGUGGAAGUUAACAGAAAAGCAGGACUUUGUUCUGCAAACCACAUGGUCUCCCACAACGUAGUUGUGUCCUUAGAAUCUUCAAAGGGUAAUAUCAGAGUUGGAAAGUUAAUCAGGGAGGUCAAAAGCACUUGAUGAACACAAUGAAGAGAGGAAAUGUAUAUUAGAUGAAAUUAGCUGGAAGCAUGGCAUUGACCUCAGUAUAACUAUUUCGAACCAACUACACAAAUUAAUAUGUAUUUGCUUCUCCAAGUGCAACUCCAUGUUUAUUUGUAUUCUCCUGGAGUUAAUGUUGAUUCUUGAAUGAACCCCUUAUCAGUAUAAUGCUAGUGUAAUCCUCCAGAUGACAAAUUUAUGUUUUGCACCAUGCACUAUAUAACUUUGUUGUAAUGCACCAUAGUUCAGUAGUUUGUCAAAUAAUCAAAUAAUCUAUGUAUACUUAUCAAUCUUUAAUAUAUUUACUGCGAACUGUUUUCAUUCCUACACAUAGGGUCGAAGAGCUGUCUUUUCAGUAAUACAGUGUACGUAACCCUACUUUAUGUAUUUCUUCACCCUAUAUUUCACAGCAAUUCCCUUUGGCCGUUUUUGAACAAAUAUUGUUGCUUUAUUGCCAAAACAAAUCUAAAAAACUGUGUUUGUAACGUAUUGUGCAUUAUGAUUGUAAAAUCCAGAAUCAGAAGGAACAAGACUCCUCCACCUAGUGGCCAGAUGAUACUUUUCCACUCUGUUCCAUAUAAACAACACAGGUAUCUGCAGGUCUUUUACAGGUGAAAUAAAACAGUACAUUAGUUAUUCAAAACCACAGCCUCUAUUUAUCCUUGCAGCAACAGAUUGGCAUGUUUUAUUCUGGUUAAGUGAAACAUGCAACAAAAUAAAUUCAACAUUAACAAUAGACGUCGUAACUGUAUCAAUGUGUGGUUCUGUGAUCAUUGUUAUUUAUUUCCCUGCUCGUGCCGGAAUAAAGAAAAAGGAAAGCA